AAAUGCGUCUAAUUUAGUUUAAUUAAACGAUGUUCAACAGGACCACGAUUUCAGGUAAACUGAAACUUUCCCUGGUACCACAAGAAUGACUCUACCCGUGAUAAAAACCAUACUAGAGGGACAAGGCAGUGCCAAACUGUUGCAAUACCUAGCGUGCACAAGCGCUUGUGUGGUAGUUUUCACUGUGGGCAUCCACCUGGCAUGGACAGGGCCUUCGUUGAGGAAGAUCCUCUCCCCGGAAUACCCCCAUGACGUAACCCCGGAUGAGGCCUCCUACAUAGCAAUCGUCAGCUGCGUGGGGCACGUCAUCGGGGGGUUUUCUGGAAGUACCCUUUCGGACACGAUGGGCAGAAAGUAUACUUUGCUGGCUGCGGCAGUGCCGCAAGUGUCGUCCUUCAUUAUGAUCUACUUUUCUUACUACGGAACGUACCUUUUGUACUGCGCCAGGGUCAUAGGUGGUAUCGGGGAAGGUGUCGUUGUGGCAGUGCUACCGACCUACUUGGCUGAGGUGUCAUCUCCGAACAUCAGAGGAGCCAUAGGGACGCUUUCGACGCUAUUCGCUAGAUCUGGUUGUCUUUUCAUCAACCUGUUGGGUUCUUAUACGGACAUCCAUACUGCUGCUCUAGUAUGUCUAGCGUUCCCAGUACUGCACUGGGUUCUUUUUGUUAAUUUCCCAGAAACCCCCUAUUAUUUGCUGAUGAAGGGAAAAACUGAAAGGGCUAGACAGAGCUUGAAGGCCCUAAGAGGCUCCCAAGACGUGGAAAAAGAGGUACUACGACUCACAGCCGACGUAGCAAGGCAAAUGUCUGAGUCUGGAACGUACAAGGACUUGUUUACCAUAGAUUCCAAUCGCAAGGCUUUUUUCUUGAUUACCGCCGCCAGAAUCUUCCAACAGUUCACGGGAACCUCAGCUUUCAUCAACUACUACCAAAUAUUGAUCGAGCAAAACACGGAUCUGUCACCGGUUAUGGGUUCUUCAUUAAUAAUUCUCACCCAGAUAAUCAUGAGUGCUCUAGCGUCCAAGUUCGUGGAUAGAUUUGGCAGGAAACCACUUUUAACUGCGUCCGCAGGUCUAACUUUCUCAGUUCUUCUAAUUCUAGGCAUAUAUUUCACCUUGAAGGACUAUACCUCCCUAGACCUGUCCGUAAUCCACUGGUUCCCACUGCCUAUGAUGGUGCUGUUCAUCAUAACUUUCUUCCUGGGUAUGGGGGUGAUUAUGCCGAUACUGGUAUCGGAAGUCUACUCCACGAGUAUCAAGGCUAGGGCUAUUUCCCUUGGUGGCAUAGUUUUUGCUUCCUCCAUGACGGCUAGUACUAAAUUCUACCAGUACGCAGGAGAUAAUUUUGGAUUGGCGGUGCCCUUCUACACUUUCGCUGCUUCCACGUUCUUUGGGACGUUGUUCUUCCACUUUAAAGUGCCGGAAACUAAGGGGAAGACGCUGGAAGCCAUCCAGCAAGAACUGAAGGGCAACGUCGGAAAGAACCGUCAAUCUAUGACAUGAUGUUCUUCUUGUUGUAAUCAAUAAAACUAAUUUAUAACCUC
Molecule: messenger RNA, 1542 nt
Organism: Anoplophora glabripennis (Asian longhorned beetle)
Lineage: Eukaryota; Metazoa; Arthropoda; Insecta; Coleoptera; Cerambycidae
Product: facilitated trehalose transporter Tret1-like
Exons: 3
Coding region: 86-1501 (471 amino acids)
Biological process (GO): transmembrane transport
Cellular component (GO): membrane
Molecular function (GO): transmembrane transporter activity
Source: RefSeq, a predicted model, not a curated record